Molecule: messenger RNA, 1860 nt
Organism: Macroventuria anomochaeta
Lineage: Eukaryota; Fungi; Ascomycota; Dothideomycetes; Pleosporales; Didymellaceae
Product: polysaccharide lyase family 4 protein
Exons: 4
Coding region: 135-1811 (558 amino acids)
Biological process (GO): carbohydrate metabolic process
Molecular function (GO): carbohydrate binding; catalytic activity
Source: RefSeq, a predicted model, not a curated record
CUCCGAUACAGCGAGGUGCUCGUCUUAUCGCGACAAUAUUGCGUGCUUCGAAACUUACAUAGUACAUAAAAGCACAGAAAAGAACUCGAGAUGAUGCCCUCACGCAGCUGUCGAGCUUCAGCCACUAUCACGAGAUGCGCACCACCUCACUUUUCGCAGCACUCGCCGCAGCGAAGACAGCGCUGGCCAAGGGACCAUUCCUCCAGCAGGUCACUCCGACUCAGUGGAUCAUCGGCAAUGACCUGUGGAACGUCACCCAGGGUGCAACCUACGCUACCAAUCUCCAGUAUCAAGGAUCAGACGCAGUAGGCAAAGCACAAGGCCACUAUGCUGGUGUCGACGGAGAAGCCAAUCUGGUUUACACAUCUGCCAAGAUCGUCUCGAACUCUCAAGACUACAUCGAUGUUGCCUUCUCCUCCUCCCUUGGAGACCUUCACUGGGUGAUCUACCCCGACCUAGCCGGCGCCUACCAAUACUUCGUCAACAAAGCACUUCCUGACCUUUCCAUCUUUCGGACUCUGUGGCGCCUCGAUCCAGCCCUUUUCACGUAUGGCUUCAACACUAACAAGAACGAGAAGUUGCCAGACUUUUCCCUCUACGCCAAUGCUCCGGAGAUUCAGGAUGAGACGUUCCAGUUCCCUGAUGGAAGCUAUGUCACCAAGUACGAUUUUGCGAAUUAUGUAAGGGAAAGGGAUUUUGUGGGUGUUUUUGGCGAUCAGACGGGAAGUUGGUACAUCCAUCCGACGAAUGAGUACCAGCCAGGAAAUCACUUGAGCCAGACCUUGACCGUGCACCGCGAAUCCGCAACAGGCGAUGCCGUACAACUCAAUGUUGUGCAAGACACAUCCCAUUUCCGCGUGGGUGUCAAGACACCGCAGCCUGUAGGUAAGAUCUGGGGCCCAUGGCUUUGGUACUUGAACAACGGCUCCGUGUCGGAUGCCCGUACUCGCGCCGCCCACGAGCGCGCAACUUUCCCCUACUCCUUCCUUAACAACACUGCCUACCACUCUCGUGGCUCGAUCAAAGGCAAACUCACUCUUUCUGACGGCCGUCCUGCAGCUGGCGCAGCAGUCUUCCUUGGCGAUACUGACACCUCCAUCCGCCCACUUGUUCAAGGAUCAAACUACUACUACACCACCUUCGCCGACGCCAGCGGCUCUUUCUCAAUCCCCAACGUACGCUCCGGUUCCUACGGUCUUAUCGCUGCAUCGAACGGCGGUGUCAUCGGAGAUGUAUACACGAACUUUACAUCCCCUGUCACCAUCAGCAAAGACAAGACCGCGGACCUGGGAAGCCUGACAUGGACCGUCCCCUUGAACGAGAAGAUCUUCCAAAUCGGUGAUUUUGACAAGAAGGCAACGGGCUUUACAAACUCAGGAUUGCAUGUCCAUGGCCUGACCGAGAAGAGUCCCGCGAACCUCACCUACACGGUUGGCGUCUCGAAGACCUCCGACUGGUACUACGCGUCCUCGAAACUUGGUUCUUGGGACGUCGUGUUCAACACUUCCGCUCCUUCUAAGACCGCGAAGGCGCUGCUGAGUGUGUCGCUGGCUGGCUACUCGCAGUCUACUUCGCUCACCAUCUAUCUCAACGGCAACAAGACGAUAGGCACCAUCACUAAAGACGCUUUGACCAGCGAUCCGGCGCUAUAUCGCUCUGGCACCAUUAGUGGAGAGUGGCGGUUCCUGCAGUACGAAAUUGCUGCUUCAGAUCUAAAGGCGGGGAAGAACGUGCUCAGCUUCACUACAGAUAGGUACACGCUGUGGAGGGGUAUACUGUGGGACAGCAUUAUCCUUGAGUGGAUUGUGUGAUCUAUAUUGGGUAGAGGAUGAUCGUCGGUAGCCUGGAGGAGGUAGUGCG